Messenger RNA from Mytilus californianus (California mussel), 1332 nucleotides. Its product is annotated as N-methyl-L-tryptophan oxidase-like. Lineage: Eukaryota; Metazoa; Mollusca; Bivalvia; Mytilida; Mytilidae. Bases 52 to 1308 code for a protein of 418 amino acids. The record is from RefSeq and is a predicted model, not a curated record. Gene Ontology annotation, molecular function: flavin adenine dinucleotide binding; sarcosine oxidase activity. The transcript has 6 exons.
AUUGUUUAUAUGACAAAGUAUAAGGUUAAUAUCUAGGCUGUCGUUGUUGUAAUGGUAUUUGACCUUUGUGUUGUUGGUGCUGGAUGUAUUGGGUCAGCAACUGCCAGAUAUGGAUCAAAUAUUGGGACUGUAUGCCUCAUUGGAGUUAAAGAAGCAGAGGACCCAAGUGCAUCAGGUGAAAGAGAUAUAUUUGGUGCCCAUUACGAUGAGGGGCGAAUUACAAGGUCUUCAGACAGUGAUUUUGUUUGGUCGAGUCUUGCCAAAGAAUCUAUUGCCAGGUAUCGGGAAAUAGAAAGUUCAUCCGGCAUACCUUUUUAUGAUGAAACUGGAUACAUUAUAUGUGGUUCUGUUGGUAAAGAAUUCAUGAGGACAAACAAGGAAUGUGCCAAGAGCCAUGGAAUAAAUACCAAAUUGUGGCCAAGCAAAGAACUGAAAAACCAUUUCCCAUACUUGAAUUUCUCCGAAUCUGAUGAAGCUAUUUACGAAAAGAAUAAUUCUGGAUAUAUAAGUCCAAGGCGUUUAAUAGAAGCGCAAAUUACAAUUGCAAAGAGACAAGGUUGUCACGUGAUUGAAGCGGUGGCAAAUGAAGUAGAGAGAUGUGUUAUUGGCGGGGAAUAUUUAAUGUGUGUUUCGACAGAAAGCGGUCAAAAGAUAUAUGCAAAGAAAGUAUUACUUGCAACGGGUGCUUUUACUUCAUUCAGGAAACUCCUGCCGAAAUAUGUCAAUAUUGAUGUAUCUUUGCGUCCAAUUACUGUAGCUCGAAUCGAAAUUAGUCUAGACGAUUACAAAAAAAUUAGAAAUAUGCCAUCGAUUUCUUAUUGUGGUACUGGCGCUGCAGAUUGGAUGACAAAAUUUAUUCGACGGUCAGAUAACACAGUAAAAUUCUAUAUGCUGCCACCUGUAAAAUAUCCUGAUGGAAAGUACUACAUCAAAUUAGGUCACGACAGUGAUGACUUCCCUAAAAUAUUGAGCACAGCAACAGAAGUAAAACAUUGGUACUGCAGUAGAGGUGAUGAAAAAAUGAUUGAAGAUAUAGUUACUAUUAUCAAAGAUAUUGUUAAAGGACCAAAGCUGCAAUCUUAUGUCGGUGAUUGUUGUGUUAUAGUGAAAACUCCAUCAGGUAGACCCUACAUUGAUCACAUUCACUCACAGUUAGGUAUAGCUGUUGGCGGGAAUGGAUACGCAGCAAAGUCAUGCGAUGAAAUUGGUCGACUUGCCGCCUUGUUAGUAAUGGAAAAUAAAUGGGAUACUACCCUUCCAAAAGGCUCGUUUAAUGUCAAAUAUAAGACAGAAGGAAGUAAAUUAUAAUAAAAGUAGAUUUUACUAAAAAAA